Messenger RNA from Quercus lobata, 1612 nucleotides. RefSeq names its product F-box protein At2g27310-like. The transcript is spliced from 3 exons. The record is from RefSeq and is a predicted model, not a curated record. Gene Ontology annotation, molecular function: protein binding. The coding region runs from base 360 to 1487 and encodes 375 amino acids. NCBI's taxonomy places the organism in Eukaryota, Viridiplantae, Streptophyta, Magnoliopsida, Fagales, Fagaceae.
UCACACAACACAACACAAUCGUGUCCAACAACAGGGGAAAGUGACCCUUAAACGAACGAACAAACAAACAAACAGACAAAUCCAUAUAUCAUCUUUUAGAUUUCAAUUUUGUCAACCAAAAUAAUCUCUAAAGGAUUCUCCAUCAGAUCCUCUUCAAUCCUCACUGGGUCUGGGUGUACCUUAUUAUAUUCCUCAAAUAAGCUUUCUUUUUUCCUUUUCUCUAUCUGGGUCCUCACCUUCUUCACAACUAUCUAUAUUUAUAGCUGGCUAGUCUAUGAGAUUCCUGAUUCGUUCUCAUUGUGAAAGAAAAUUGGAUCCGUGUUGACUCAAAUUCAUGUCAAAUUCCUCAUUCGAGGUCUAUGGCUAUGGCGGUUGCACCAGUUGAGAGUAUGGAAUCAUUGAGCAGCGAUCUCUUCUAUGACAUAUUAAGGCGUCUUGAUGGUCCAACUUUGGCAAGUGCAGCUUGUUCUUGUGCAGCGUUCUGUUCCAUAUCAAAAGAAGAAAAAUUAUGGGAAAAUGUGUGCUCUUCUAUGUGGCCUUCAACCAAUAGGGAAGAUGUCAAAAGUUUAAUAUCAUCCAUUGGUGGAUUCAGAAAGUUCUAUGCAGAUUGUUUUCCCCUCAUUGUAAACAAAGAAGUUACUGAGCACCAAUGGAACAGCUAUCCCGAGUACCCUGAAGAAUGGACUGAGGCUGAAUACUAUGGUGACAUGGAUGAAUUUGAAAGUAUUUCGCCAUCAGAUUUUGUUUCCAUUGUGGAUAUUAGAUAUAAAGAUAAAACAAUAUGCUCAAAAGUCCUUUGGGGCAUUCCAAAUGCAAAUGGCUUUGAUGGUUGGUUCUACAACUGCCCAUUUCGGAUUGAUCUUCUAACUUAUGCAGCUAGAGAUGAUGAGAAUGACGGUGAGGUUACACUUUCAGUAUCUGAUGGUCUGCCACCAAUUGCAUCUAUGGAAAGAGAACGAAAAGAUGGAAAGCUAUGGCAGGAGCUUCGUGAUGGACUCCGGCUUAGCUGGAUUGUUGUAAAUAGAAAAAUAAAGCAAGCUGCUAAUCUUGCUAGCUGGAGUCCUCUUGGUGGGCAAAGGCACUGGCCAACAGAAAAGGAUUUUGUGUUGCACUUUGGAUCUGUCCUUCCUGCGAAAGACAUUCUUCCAUGUCAAGUGGUGGAAUGCAUCCUUAGUAUGAAAUUCAGAGUGAUCCAUACUGAGGGAGAGGACGUUCAGACAACUCUCAAAUUAACCGAGCUGAGCAUGCAGUUGGAAGACAUGGAAGGUUCUCAUGUUAAUGGAAGAAACAGUUUGCUUAUCCUGAAGAAAGCACUGAGCUGCCGUAGGAGCAAAAAUUACAGUGAAGUCCUCGAGUCUUGUCAUUUGUACUCAAAAGUGCAGAGUGAGUUAAAGGAGGAGAAGAUGAGAAUUGAAAGCAGGUUAGACAGAAUUUUUAUCCUGGGUGGCAUUUCUGUAUUUGUAAUGUUCUGGUACAUCAUCUUAUAAAACAGAAAAGCCUCCAUAUUAACACUGUUAGCUGAGAGUGCUCUAACAGACUUUCAAUCUUUGUAACUCUUCUGAUGUAAAUAUUCAAUUUUGCUUCAUGGAUACUGGAUUGGUCAUUUCAUAUC